GUUAAGAAAUCCAGUUCUAGAGGGGUUUGGAAUUCUUCGCCACACUAAACCCAGAUUCCCGCUCUCUUUCUGCGCCAUAGCCAGUACAGGAAAAUGGAGGCCGUGGUGAUUGAUCCCGGUACAAAGCUGUUGAAGGCAGGGUUUGCCGUUCCAGAUCAAGCUCCUUCAAUGAUAAUUCCCACCCAAAUGAAACGCAUGCCUGAAGAUGGAUCUUUGGAUGAUGUCUCCCCAGGAGAGGAUGUUGUUAUUGACCCAAUGGUGCGAGGCUUUAUUAGCGAUUGGGAUGCAAUGGAAGAUCUGCUGAACCAUGUUCUUUAUACGGGUCUUGGAUGGGAAAUGGGUAAUGAGGGGCAAAUUUUGUUUACUGACCCACUUUCAACCCCAAAGUCUGUUCGAGAACAGCUUGUACAGUUGAUGUUUGAGACAUUUAAUGUCUCUGGUUUUUAUGCCUCCGAACAAGCAGUUUUGUCACUUUAUGCUGUAGGACGUAUUUCUGGCUGCACUGUUGAUGUCGGUCAUGGAAAGAUAGAUAUUGCACCAGUUAUUGAAGGUGCAGUCCAGCAUAUUGCUUCAAGAAGAUUUGAAGUAGGAGGUAUUGACUUGACAAAAUUGUUAUCUGAUGAGCUCGCGAAAUCAAACCCUUUCCUGAAGCUGAAUAUGUCUGACAUUGAGACACUUAAAGAACAAUACUCUUGUUGUGCCGACGAUGAUGUUACUUAUUCGAAAAUGCAGUGUGAGGAAGAACAACAUACUCUGCCUGAUGGACAGGUGAUCAAGAUAGGAAAGGAAAGAUAUACAGUGGGUGAAGCUCUUUUCCAGCCAUCUAUUAUGGGAUUAGAAGCACAUGGAAUAGUUGAGCAGCUUGUUCACACAAUCUCAGCUGUGUCUUCUGAAAAUCAUCGUCAGUUGCUGGAAAAUACUGUACUUUGUGGUGGUACUGCUUCUAUGACUGGCUUUGAGGAUAGAUUUCAGAAAGAAGCUAGCCUUAGCUCAUCAGCUAUUCGCCCAGCUCUAGUGAAGGCUCCAGAUUACAUGCCGGAGAACAUGACGCUGUACUCAGCCUGGGUUGGAGGUGCAAUACUUGCCAAAGUUGUGUUUCCCCAAAACCAACAUAUAACGAAGGCUGAAUAUGACGAAACUGGGCCUUCUAUCGUUCACCGUAAAUGCUUCUGAUUAUUGUCAUUCUACAUUCGUCAUUUCCCUUAGUUACACUCUAGAAUCAAAUCCUAUUUUGACCUAAGUAAGUUCAACAUGUAAUGAGGAUAUAGUUCAUUUUCCAUGAUGUAAGCUGCUCUAUGUUGGUUUGUGUUA
Molecule: messenger RNA, 1311 nt
Organism: Impatiens glandulifera
Lineage: Eukaryota; Viridiplantae; Streptophyta; Magnoliopsida; Ericales; Balsaminaceae
Product: actin-related protein 7
Exons: 7
Coding region: 94-1173 (359 amino acids)
Biological process (GO): anatomical structure morphogenesis
Cellular component (GO): nucleus
Source: RefSeq, a predicted model, not a curated record